AUGCGCCCGAACAAGGCCCCGCGAUGGGGGGCGGUGAGCCGCACCUCCGACAAAGCCUCCAUCCUCACCCUCCUCGGCAUCUCAGAACUCCUCAAGCUGCGCGGGAAAUGGAGCAUGGCUCUACGCCUCGGCACCUUCGCCCUCCGCCAGUCCCAAGGCCUGGGGACGCUGACCGAGGGGCUCGCCCUGCUGAGCGUCGGCCACGCCUACCGCAACCAAACCCCCGAAGACUGGAUCUCAGCUCAGCACCACCUCCGCAUGGCGAAACUACUCCUCGAGGGUCUCCCAACGAGCGAGGACCAGACUUUCUACCUAAUGCGCGCCGUCCUGCUCCUCGGCGACACCCUCGUGCGCCGCGAGGAUCUGGGCGACAUCGCUGAGGCCGAAGAGCUGGCUCAUCUCGCCGAGCGCCUGCUGCGCCAGAGCCGCGAAGGGCGAUCAUCGGAUUCGGGCAGCAGCAGCAGCAGGGGUAGAUCGUUCCGCUGGACGCUUUUUACAGGUUCAUGGCGCGACUUUUGUCUACACUCUAUGGUCGAGUUGGGCGAGAUAUACUAUUACACAAGUCGCUGGGCCGAAGGGGAGAAGCUGCUGCGCGAGCUGGUGCCCACGCUGGUGCGGCGGAGGGGUAAACGCCACGUCACGACGAUCGAAGCGCAGCGCGACCUGGCGAGCAUGCUCGUCAACCAGGACAAGUACGAAGAGGCCGAGAUCGCCUACCGCAUCGCGCGGGACUGGAACGAGGAGGUACCCGUCUUCGGGCAUGAAGAGAAGGCAGCCAUCGACUACAACAUCGCAAUGUGCCUCUCGGAGCGCGGGCGAGACGAGGAGGCCCGCGUGGAGAUUGGCAACAUGGACCUGGCCGCCGACCUGCUGCACUACGCUAACGGCGAGUGGACGCUGAAGCUGGCGCGGCUCACGAGCCUGCGGCUGAAAAAGUACGACGAGGUCAUUGGGCUCUGCCGGCGCUUCCAGCGCGUGCUGGACGAGCACAGGGCUCGGUUCGGGGUCUGCAGCACCGUGACGCUGCGCAACAUGGAGGACCACGUCACGGCGCUCAAGGCCCUGCGGAGGUGGGACGAGGCUAUUGUCAUCCUGCGCGACAUGUGCCGGCGCGAGGCGAGCGACGUCGCGCGCGUGGUCGAGCAGACGCUGGAGACGCGGCUGAACCUCGCGCACACGCUGCGGUGCGCGGGGCUCCACGAGGAGGCGGCGUACGAGUACCGCAAGUGUCUCGAGAUCGAGCGGGCGGCGUCCAACGACUUCCAGGACGAGGCGCAGAUUCGGAAUAUACUAAAGUACCUCGCGUACUUGUACGAGCUGGCGGGCGACAAGGCGAACGCGCUGAUUGCGUAUUCGCAGCUGCAGAGGGAGUACUGGGGCCGGCCGAGCCAUCAUAGGAACUUUAUCAAAUACGAGUGGUGCCGGGGCAAGAUGUUUAUGCUCCAGGGCCGGUGGGAGCACGCCUUGAAGCUGCUGCUUGGCGCGCUUGCUGUCAAGAGGGGAAUCGAGACGGCUGUAUCCAUCAUCACGGGAUUGCCGAUCGAAGCGGUGCAUGCUAUGCAACCCGGGAGGAGGGUGCCCGAGCCGACGCAACAGGACAUAUUAGAAGUCGACGACGAGACCGACGAGGAGGAACAAGAUCUCAAGGGGUUGGAAAAGGUGGACACUCGAGGCCAGGUCCAGGUUCAGGAACUGGAUGGUUCGGAGGAUACUUCUGACGAUGAAGCAGAGCAGCAGUCGUGGGAUGAGGUCGACUGGUGGGAGGAGGUCAUCAAAGACGCCGUGGACGCGGUACGGCGCGAGGAGCCCUUCCAGGCCUGUACGCCGCUCGACGAGGCUGACUCGGAGGUGGACGACGAUGAGGUCGAGGAGACGGUGGAUGCCGUGCUCACACUGAAGAGCGGGUAUCCGGCCGUGCCUGCGGGCGACGAGUGGUCGCAGCCACAGUGGCCACGGCUCCCGGAUACGUAUGAGGAGUUGGUGAUUCAGCAGCGAAGUGUUGUUGAGGAGAGUAGACCUUGGGCUCCGUGA
Colletotrichum costaricense is the source of this 2031-nucleotide messenger RNA. RefSeq lists its product as uncharacterized. The record is from RefSeq and is a predicted model, not a curated record. NCBI's taxonomy places the organism in Eukaryota, Fungi, Ascomycota, Sordariomycetes, Glomerellales, Glomerellaceae. Bases 1 to 2031 code for a protein of 676 amino acids. Gene Ontology annotation, molecular function: protein binding. The transcript has a single exon.